Neurospora tetraspora is the source of this 2301-nucleotide messenger RNA. Its product is annotated as heterokaryon incompatibility protein-domain-containing protein. The transcript is spliced from 3 exons. Lineage: Eukaryota; Fungi; Ascomycota; Sordariomycetes; Sordariales; Sordariaceae. The record is from RefSeq and is a predicted model, not a curated record. The coding region runs from base 1 to 2301 and encodes 766 amino acids.
AUGUUCACCUACAGCCCUCUGAGCCGCGAAAAGCGCGAGACUCGUUUCUUCCAAUUUACUCCCACCUGCCAGUCGGGCUCCGGCCACAUCAGGCUUCAACUUCGUCACGCCUCUCUUGAUGAUGACGCCCUCCAAUAUCGUGCGCUGUCAUACGUCUGGGGAGAUACCAAGGAUAAAGUCGAUAUCGAGGUCAACGGCGAACAAUUUUCUGUCGGCGAGAAUCUGCAUGCGCUGCUGCAAAUGCUUCAGCACCACGGCGUGGAAUCCUGGCUCUGGGCCGACGCCAUAUGCAUCCAACAAUCCGAUGAUGACGAAAAGAGUUGGCAUGUCCAGAGCAUGUGUGACAUCUUCAAGAACGCCGAGUUUGUCUAUUCUUGGCUGGGUCCUGGCUCUGAGGCAACCGAUGUCGCUAUGAACUUCUUUUCGGACUGGGGCCCUCGCGCGUUAAAGGUUGGAGUGAUGGAGAAGUUGUGGCCUACAGAUAUCCCCAUGGAUGGCUCAUUCACUUUACGCACCGAAGUAUUCAUGUAUUUGCGCCCUCUCGAACGGUACUUCUUCCCGGAACCGUACUGGCAUCGGAUAUGGAUAUUUCAGGAGGUGGCCUUGGCCCGGGAAGUACUUCUUAUCUGCGGGGAAAAGUUCAUACCGAUUUCAUUCUUCGAAGCGGUGCUAGAAGCCCUCUGGAAAUUUUGUGGUGGACUUUUCACCACGUUCCUCAACGAUUUUCCACUACGGCGCGGGUUCUGUGAGCGGUUCCCUUCCCAUCUUUAUCCAAGCAAGGCUAUGCUCAUUCGUCAAUUACUCUGCCGCGGAACGAAAGUGAGCUUGGGCACCAUUCUUGUGGCUUUCUCCUACCAAACCGAGCGUCCAUGGUAUCGCGCGACUGACCCACGCGAUAUUGUCUAUGGUAUACUCGGCCUCCUUUCCAACGAUGACCGUCGUUCGUUUGGCCAUGUCGACUACAAAAACAUGACAUGGGUUGAUCUAUUUACUCAGGCCACGCGAUCUUUGAUUAAGACGUCUCUCACCUCGUUGACAUUAACGGUUGCUGACGAUGUACUGUAUAAUAUCGGACAUUGUCUGCCCCGUCCAAGAGACCAACCAAGCGAGUUACCGAGCUGGGUCCCCGACUGGCGGGAUGUAGGUGUAAACGGGCUGCGGCAAAGCUUAGAAGCCCUGAGUCUCGCACACCUCGACGCCAGCGAUAGCAGGAAGGAUAACCAUUACCAUAUAUUUUUUGGACAUGGGAAUCCGUCGGCCAUCCUGUUGCCCGGGUAUCGCGUUGAUUUUGUCACCGAUGUAAUGGCGUAUGACUACCAGGCUAGAAGUGUUCGUGAAAGGGAUCGACCAAACGACUGGCUGGUACGCAUUCGUGAUUUUACGGGGUUGCUAGAGAGCUCAGAUAUUGGGAACUUGGAGGGAGAAGACUACGUCUGGCGCUUGGUGAUGGAUUGCCACAACGCAAAUUUUCUCAGGCUAUGGCUGAGGAAACCUAAGUACAAGACAGAGGCUGCUUGCUUUAUCCGCAGGCUCAUGCGCCUGGAUUACCCGGAUCCUCAGACACUCCCAGACUUUCUGGUCAAGCACAUACAGACAUCCGGAGAAUUCAAGGGAUUAUCGAAUUUCAGGAGCUCGAAACGCAUGAAUAAUGCCCCGAUAAGAAAAUCAUCCAACCCGGAUGAUGAUACUUCCCGUGGUGCGACAAGCAUUGUCGACGGGAAGGCGCAGACGAAAAGCGAAUCAGUUGAUCCGGAGUGUGUACCGGAUAGCAUCAGUGAAAGCGACUUGAGAUUUUUCAUGAACGCGAAAAUAAGAGGGCUAUUUCGCUGUUCAAGGUCAAAGAAUUCCACGUUAUUCAAGACGGCUAAAGGAAUGCUGGGCAGCGGGAUCAGGGAUGUUAGACCUGGAGACAUUGUGGUAAUUCUGCAGAACGCCCACACCCCCUUUAUCCUGCGUCCACGCCCACAAGACGGGGAUGAGAUUGCGGCCGACCGCAGAGGCAGUGGAAGAACCUUCACCUUCGGGGGAGAGGCAUGGGUGGACGGUAUCAUCACUUAUUCUACCUCUCAGAUAUCAGGUACCAGCUUCAUGCUUGUGCUUUACGCUUUCAAUGCGACAAACAACAGAGUCGGAAGUCUCAAAAGAUCCAGGACAGAAAAUGCUGGGUUAACGAAAAGAAUCUUCAAGAACAGACAUAAUCAAGUCCAGAAAAUGAGGCAGCCGUCCCCAUGGCAUACCUUCAGUUGUCGCCAUAUCCCAACACUCACAAGCAAGGCUGAAGUUUCCGGGCAGUCACGAUGA